Molecule: messenger RNA, 514 nt
Organism: Choloepus didactylus (southern two-toed sloth)
Lineage: Eukaryota; Metazoa; Chordata; Mammalia; Pilosa; Megalonychidae
Gene: S100A8
Product: S100 calcium binding protein A8
Exons: 3
Coding region: 172-453 (93 amino acids)
Cellular component (GO): cytoplasm
Molecular function (GO): calcium ion binding
Source: RefSeq, a predicted model, not a curated record
UGGGAAACAGGAAGCUGUAGCAACCUGGAAGGGAGCGGCCGUCUCUGAAUGGCCCAGAGCCCCGGCGGCUCGGCAGACCUUCUCACUAUAAAAGGGAGUUGACGCUCAGCCCCACAUGUCCUUUGUCAACUCUGUUCUGAGGAGACCUGGUGGAGAGCAUCCUUGAGCACCAUGCCGACGGACCUGGAGUGUGCCCUCAACAACAUCAUUGAGGUCUUCCACAGGUACUCCCUGGUGAAAGGGAAUUACCACUCCCUCGAAAAGGAUGACUUUAAGAAAUUGUUAGAGAACGAGUGUCGCUCAUUUACGAAGCAAAAGAGUGUAGAGGAAUGGUUCAAAGAGUUGGAUAUCAACAGUGAUGAUGCAAUUAACUUCGAGGAGUUCCUCAUAAUGUUGGUCAAGAUGAGUGUGGAAGCCCAUAAAGAUACCCACAAAGAGGAGAAUAACAGCUGAACCUUGGGACUGGGCCCCCAGACAUGUACUUGCAGGAUAAUAAAGUAAUUGAUACCUCAGA